AUGUCUCCUGGAAAACCCCCCAGAGCCAUCAAAGUCCGAGUCCCGAGGCACAAUUCGCAGAGAAUUGGUCCUGCUCUGACGUCGCAAGUACAAACGUUGGCGGCAGAGCAGGGCGCCAGAGUUGAUGUUCGCCAGACAGCUUUGGAGCAGUCGAGUGCGCUGGCUCUCGCUGUCGAAAGUGCUUCCGAGUGGAAUUCCCUCCUGAUUACUGCCCGCGCUGAGCGUGGUCCUCAGUGGGACUGUGGCACCCAACAAUUUCUUGUUGACGAGGGAUCGGAACUUUAUUAUGAUCCCAGUCCUCUACUCGAAACCGUCAAUAAGCAACUACCGAAAGAUGAAGAUUCCGCAGACCGUGAUGCUUCCAUGCACCCACCCGACAUGCUCGCACGUUCGCCCUCGAUGCAGCGCCAGGCAAGCUCUGGGCAAUAUGGAUACAACGUGCCUAUGUCUCCUGCGAUGUCCUCUCGACAAGGUGCUUACCCUGCCAGCCCGUACACCUCGGCCCCUUCCAACCAAUACUACGGGGAUGCAGGGUCGCCAGUCAAGAUGGGUUAUCCUGCCGAUAACUUUUCCCCUGACCGGCGCAGGAUGACAAGGGGUAAUAUGGCGGAUGAUAGUUAUCCUGGCUUUCACGGUAAUUAG
Gloeophyllum trabeum ATCC 11539 is the source of this 642-nucleotide messenger RNA. RefSeq lists its product as uncharacterized. The transcript has 3 exons. Bases 1 to 642 code for a protein of 213 amino acids. Lineage: Eukaryota; Fungi; Basidiomycota; Agaricomycetes; Gloeophyllales; Gloeophyllaceae. The record is from RefSeq and is a predicted model, not a curated record.